AUGGUUGCAGCAGGCCUGCUCGCUCUUUCUGCUCUCAUCCCCCUCGCGCUCGGCCGGCCCAGCGCGACCCACUCCGAGCUUGUUGCUCGUGAUGUCCACUCUGCUGUCCCUCUCAGCUUCCGCUUUCACAGCCCCGCCCCUGCUGGCAUGUUCCGCUUCACCGUCGCUAUGAAGCAGAGCAACAUCACUGGCCUUCAGACCGCCCUCCUCGAUGUCAGCGACCCCACGAGCGACAACUACGGACACCAUCUGUCCAAAGCCGAGGUUGAGGCCCAUGUUACGCCUACGGCCGAGACCCUCCAGGCCGUCACCGACUGGCUCAGCAAGAACGGCGUCUCGGCCAACUCCACUUCCGCCUCUGGUGACAUGCUCACCGUUGAGAUGCCCAUGACUCAAGCGAACACCCUCCUGAACGCCAACUUCACCACCUAUGUUCACGAGCCCACGAACACGACCCUGGUCCGUACGCUCGCGUACUCCCUCCCUGCCUCCGUCUCGCCGCAUGUUGCAUUUGUCUACCCCACGACACAGUUCAUUGCGCCCGCGGUGAACAAAGUGUCUGUCAAGGCACUCGGCAGCAUGAAGCUCUCCCGCCGUCGUGAGCGCUCUCGGCGCGCGAACGUCAACGCCCAGUGUGCGCAGGUAAUCAGCCCCCAAUGCCUGCAGGAGAUCUACAACAUUCCCGCCACCGCCGCCACCGCCUCCGGCAACAGCCUCGGUGUGAGCGGCUUCGGUGGUGAGGUUGCCAACAAGGAUGACCUCUCGGACUUCCUCAAGCAGGCUCGCCCUGACAUCACUAACGGUACCUUUACCGUCCAGGCCGUUGACGGCGGCUCCGACAGCGGCCAGGGUACCACCGAAGCCAGCCUCGACAUUCAGUAUACCGUGGGUGUGGCAACCAACGUCCCCACGACCUUCAUUACUGUUGGCAACAACAACCAGGAUGGGGACCUCGGUGGCUUCCUCGACAUCAUCAACACCCUCCUCAAGCAGGACGACCCCCCUCUCGUCCUCACCACGUCUUUUGGCUUCGAUGAGGCUGGGUUUGUGCAGGAGCCUGAUCUCGCGAACACCCUGUGCAAUGCCUACAUGCAGCUCGGUGCCCGCGGUACCUCUGUCCUUUUCGCGUCUGGUGAUGGAGGCGUCUCUGGUCCUCAGGCCAACAACGCUUGCGACGGUAGUGCCUUCUCGCCCACCUUCCCCUCUGGCUGCCCCUUCUUGACCUCGGUCGGCUCUACCACGGGCAUCAACCCCGAGACUGCGGCCUCCUUCACCUCCGGCGGUUUCUCGAACAUCUUCGCGCGCCCGAGCUACCAAGACGACGCGGUCAACGGCUACCUCACCAAGCUCGGCAAGACCAACGCCGGCCUCUUCAACAGCUCCGGCCGCGCCUUCCCCGACGUGUCUACCCAGGGUGUGCAGUUCGCGAUUGAGGUCGCGGGCCAGCUCCAGGGUGUCGACGGAACCUCUGCUUCGUCCCCCACCUUCGCCUCCGUCGUCGCCCUCCUCAACGACGGGCUCCUCAACCAGGGCAAGUCCCCGCUCGGCUUCCUCAACCCGAUGCUCUACUCGCAGGGCGCCGCCGCGCUGAACGACAUCACCUCCGGCUCGAACCCCGGCUGCGGCACCCAGGGCUUCCCCGCCGUCGAGGGCUGGGACGCGGUUACCGGCCUUGGCACGCCCGACUUCCAGAAGCUCCUCACCCUCGUCACGGGCAGCUCGUCGUCGAGCGGCAGCAACUCGACCGGCACGGGCAGCUCAUCGUCGAGCGGGAGCAACUCGACCAGCACGGACAACUCGGCGUCCUCGGGUACGAGCGCCGCCAACAGCACCGCUGCUGCGACCGACUCCGCCGCCGCCAACAGCACCGCUGCUGCGACCGACUCCGCCGCCGCGACCGACUCCGCUGCCGCGACCGAUUCCGCUGCCGCGACCGAUUCCGCUGCUGCGACCGACACUGCCGCUGCGACUGACGGCGCCGCGACAGUGACCGCGACGGUGACGGUGACGGUGACCGCCUCCGACUCGACUGCGACCAAGGAUGCUGGCAAGAAGGGCGCCGGCAAGAAGGGUGGCGCGAAGCAGGCCAAGACGCAGCAAUGA
Epithele typhae is the source of this 2103-nucleotide messenger RNA. Its product is annotated as subtilisin-like protein. Gene Ontology annotation, biological process: proteolysis. Bases 1 to 2103 code for a protein of 700 amino acids. Lineage: Eukaryota; Fungi; Basidiomycota; Agaricomycetes; Polyporales; Epitheliaceae. Gene Ontology annotation, molecular function: serine-type endopeptidase activity; tripeptidyl-peptidase activity. The transcript has 7 exons. The record is from RefSeq and is a predicted model, not a curated record.